UACUGAAUUUGAUUUCUCAGAAGUGAAUGAAAAAACAGAAUAAACACGAAGAGUAUUAAAAGAAUAAGUUGUAAGAAACUCAGAAAAGAGAAAUUUGCAGAUUAAUAUUCCUUUGUAAGCGUAACCUAUAAGAGUUACUAUGGAUUAUAAUUUAUUUGACUAAAUGAUUGAUAAUAUAACUAAUCUUUAAAAAUUGCAAUUAUAAAGUCUAAUGGAAUAAAUUUAGGUUUAUUUGUAAAAACUAUUAAAAGUAAUUCCAGCUUUAGGGCCUAAUAUAUAUAAUGGUCAAAGAUGUAAUAAUAUAAUGAUUCCUUAAAACUAUAAUAGAGAUGGUGAAAAAAAUUCUGAUAUCCAUAUUUGGGUUGUCUAUAAUAAUAGUCCAGAUUCUUCUAUUUUAGCUAAUGCUGUUCAUUGUUAAAUGGAUGCUGUUUUAAAAAGAGUUAAUUUUGGUAUAAUUUAGGUAAAUAUGGGAAGGAUAGGCUAAAUUCGUACUGAUUCUGGAUUAAAAAGUGAUUUUAAUGUUGUUUUGCAUGAAUGUUUGCAUAUUUUAGGAUUUUCAAGUGGUUUAUAUAAAUAUUGGGUAAAUCCUUAAACAGGCGAUUAUUAUGAUAAUUAAAUAAAUAAUUAUAUAAAAUCAGUUCCUAUAAGAGGUAAACAAACUAUUAUCAUGUCUACUCCAAAUGUACUUGCUACUGCUAGAAAAUAUUAUGGAUGUCCUACUUUAGAAGGAAUGUAAUUAGAAAACGAUGGAGAUAUUAAUUCAACUGGUUCUCAUUGGGAAAAAACAAUCCUCUUUAAUGAACUGAUGACUGCCGAUUCUUCUGGAAGGGAAUCUACAUUGUCUAUUUUUACUAUUGCUGUAUUAAAAGAUACUGGUUAUUAUGCUGAAGUAAAUGAAAGUAUGGUUGAUAAUAUAUAAUGGGGAAGAAAUAAAGGAUGUGAUUUUGUUCUUAAAGCUUGUUAAUCUGAUACUUAUUAUCCUGAGUUUAGCCGAACAGAAUAUUCUACUAAAUAAUGCUCUUCAAGAAAUGAUGGCUAUGGGGAAAUUGUUGAAAAUAGUUUUAUGGAUAAUUGCAAAAAAGUUAAUAAUUCAGUUUUUUGCGAAGAUUAUUCACAAAAAACUUAAUAUGAUUAGUAUACAUUGGAAUAUUAUGGCGUUAAUUCAAGAUGCUUAAUAUCUACUGCUAAUUAUGGAUAAGGUUAUAUAUACGAUAGAAAUAUUCGAUGUCAUCACGUUAAAUGUUCUCCUGAUUUUACUUACAUUACUAUAAAUUUUCCUGACUUAAAAUUUUAAAAUUUAGUAUGCAGAUAAUAAGACGAAGGAAAUUAAAUGUAAGUCGUUAAAGGAAAACCAGAAUUUGGUUACAUUACUUGUCCUGAUAAUUUAAGAGAAUUUUGUAGUUAUACUCCUGAAUGUCCUAAUUAUUGUUCUCGAAAGGGUAUUUGUAUAAAUGGAUAAUGUAAAUGCCUAUUAGGAUGGACUGGAUCUGAUUGUAAUAUUGAAUAAAGAUAGUGUAAAUAAUUUAUUUUAGAAGAAGAUUUCUAAAAAUGCGUUUAAUAAUGUCCCUAAGGUAAAUUUGCAAAUCCUGACAAAGUAUGUAGAGAAUAGUGUCCUAAUGGUUAUUACUAAGAUAAUUUAAAUAAAAUAUGUGCUUAAUGCGAUAUAUCGUGUAUAAAAUGUUCUGGUCCUACAAAGAAUGAUUGUUUAGAAUGCAGUUUUCUUACAUAUUUAGAAGAAAGAAAAUGUGUGAAAUAAUGUAGUAAUAAUUUCUAAUUAAUAAAUUAAAAAAAAUGUGAAAAAUCAAUCAGUUAAGGAUGUGGGUAAGAAUGUGAGAGAUGUGAUUCUGAUGUUCAUGAACAAUGUACUGAAUGUAAAAACUAGUUCUUCCUUAAUUUAAAAACUGGUAAAUGUGUUGCUGCUAAUUAGUGCCCAGAAGGAACAUUCGCUAAUUUAGAAAAUAAAACAUGUUAAAUAUGCGAAAUUACAGGAUGUAGAUAAUGUUAAUCAUAAACUGUAUGUACAGUGUGUGAUGAAUAUUUAUAAUAUGUUAAAAAAGGUGAUUAAUGUGCUAAAUGUCCUUUUUAUUGUAAAACAUGCUCAAAUGAUUUAAAAAUUUGUCUUUCUUGUAAAGAUGGAUUAUUCUUAUAAUAAGGAAAAUGUUUUUAUUAAUGUCCUGAAAAUUAUUAUGCGGAUAUUGAAAAAAGAGAAUGUGUUCCAAUUGUUAAAUGCUAAUUAGACGCUAUUUUCUAUUAUAAUAAUAAAUGUAUUAAUAAAUGUCCUUCAAAUACGAUGAUAGAAAUAGGUGUUUGCAUAAAAUGUAGAAAAGGUUGUCUUACGUGUAAUUAACUGAAUAAAUGUGAAAGAUGUGAUACUAACAACGGUUGGGAAUAUGAUAGUGAUAAUAAAUUUUGCAUUAAUAAUUAAUGCAAAGUUUUAAAUUGUGUAAAAUGUAAUACUAAUAAAUAAAAUGAAUGCUUACAAUGUGAUGAAGGAUACUUAUUGUAUAGGAAUAAGUGUGUAUAACAUUGUCCUGAUACCUAUUAUCCUGAUUAUACUAAAUAAGCAUGUAUUAAAUGCCGUAAAGGAUGUUAAAGUUGUUCUUCUUAAGAAUGUUAUAAUUGUGAUAAGGAAAAAGGAUAUUAUUAUUCAAAUGGAAAAUGUAAUAAAAAAACGAACGGUACUAUAGAUAAUGAAAACGAUAAAAAUGAUGAAGAUGAUGAAGAUAAUGAAUAUGAUAUAUAAAAUGAUUCAAAUAUUAGAGAUAGCAAUACAAAAGAUGGAAUAGAUAUAAUUUAAAAGAAAAGUAAUCAAAACAAAGGAGGUAUUACUAGUUUUUGCUAC
This is a messenger RNA of Ichthyophthirius multifiliis, 2842 nucleotides long. RefSeq lists its product as hypothetical. The transcript has a single exon. The record is from RefSeq and is a predicted model, not a curated record. NCBI's taxonomy places the organism in Eukaryota, Ciliophora, Oligohymenophorea, Hymenostomatida.